This is a messenger RNA of Guyanagaster necrorhizus, 156 nucleotides long. RefSeq lists its product as uncharacterized. Bases 1 to 156 code for a protein of 51 amino acids. The record is from RefSeq and is a predicted model, not a curated record. Lineage: Eukaryota; Fungi; Basidiomycota; Agaricomycetes; Agaricales; Physalacriaceae. The transcript has a single exon.
AUGCACUACUUCACUUUACCUUCAUCCUCUGCGAUCAGGCCUUCCGUGGUACCGGAAGCCGGAAAACCUGUCGCUUGCGAUAGUCGUCACAGCGAGCCUCAGUGCUGCCACUGUGGCUGGCGAGGCGCUCAUGCGCCCGGAUGUCCAUUCAAGUAG